Messenger RNA from Arthroderma uncinatum, 915 nucleotides. RefSeq lists its product as uncharacterized. The record is from RefSeq and is a predicted model, not a curated record. The transcript has 4 exons. Lineage: Eukaryota; Fungi; Ascomycota; Eurotiomycetes; Onygenales; Arthrodermataceae. The coding region runs from base 1 to 915 and encodes 304 amino acids.
AUGUCAGAUCUUCCGAUCGCCAUGAAGGAAACACCAUCUCCCGCUGUAGGCGACAGGCUAAGGUGGUCAGAAGAAGAGGAUACAAAAUUUAUAAACGCAUUGCUCACGCAUAGAGGCAUCUCGUUCGCGAAGCUCCAGAGGGAAUUCCUCCCGAACCGCACUUUAGACUCCUUGAGGGGACGAUUCAGGGUCUUGAGGGAGAAAGGUCACAUACCUAGCCAGAUUCAAUCAUUUAGAGCCCGAGACAUUGGUGUCGAGCCUAAGAAUAAUGAAAAUGAAACACCUAGCAUCGUAUCGUAUGGAACUAAUGGGACAGACCAUGAUGGUGGCACCAAGCGGCCACAGGAGGGGGAGGGAGCGCCUUGCGACGGACUCGACUCAAAACGACGACGGGAGCUCUCUCAAGGGGACGUUCAUUUACGCAACAGCGUUAAUUACGACGUUUCAAAUGAUCACCAGUAUCGUGCAGAUAUUAAUGACAACGAAUCCCCUGACGUGAGCUUAGAAGGGGAAAACAGAACUGGUCGAAUACUCGAGAUUACGAAAGGUGAUGACUUCGCUAAGAUAUAUGAAAAGGCUAGAAUGUGCUAUGCGGAAACAAAGAGGGCCAACGACGCGCUUCAAGCGAAAACGGAGCUUGAGGCGCGAUUAAAAGCUAUGGAAGAGGAGGUCAAAGAACUACGAGAGGCAGCAAAUGCAAAGAAGGAAACUGGGAAAGAACAAGGGAUGCAAGUUCUUAAGCCGGCACCGGAGCGUCGUGGAGUAGAGGCCGCUUGGGCAUUACUUCGCUCGAAUGCCAGACAGCUAUUUUCGAUUAAAACGUGGCAGGACGACGGCUUGGAAGGGCUUUUCGACAAACUAUUGGAGGCCAGCCUCCAAGAGGAAAACCAACACUCCAACGGUCAAUUACAGUGA